GAACUUCAGUAUAUAAGAGCAGGCUUCCUGUCAUGAAAUCAACAUUGAACUGAAGUCGUGUUUUCUGAUAGUACGAAGAUGAUGAACGCUGCGAUAAUUGUCAUAGUUUGUGGUCUGACAGUGGCACAUUCGGCCACCCUGAAAUAUGAGGUGAAUGGCUUAGAGUCAAAGAAUGACCAGAAGAACUUUGACAUUCAGUCUACUAUUUCAUCUAUUAUGGAAAGCACGACCGGAGUACAUCCCGAAACCUUCGCCCCCUUAAGAAUCAAAACGGGAAAAGAAGAAAAGUCAAUCAUGAACGAGAAAAAAAUGUCUUCACGUCCAUUCCAUUCCCAAGAAGAUCAAUCUCCAGCCUUCCUCCACAGCUCCGGAUUAAAAACGGAACAAAAUAUGUUCCAAUCUGGUCAUCCAGUUGCCCCAUCCGGAUUCGACAACUUCAACGGGCAACCCAUUUUUCCUGGCCGCGACCAGUUCUAUUCCGGGGACAAGAACCAAGAGCAGUUUGGAAACAGGAAGAGUGGAUAUGAACAGCAAUCAUUUUAUGGAGAUGACCAAAGCACACCUAGACAGUACAUAGAUAACCAAAACAUACCAAGACAGUACAUGGAUAACCAAAACAUACCAAGACAGUACAUGGAUAACCAAAACACACCAAGACAGUACAUAGAUAACCAAAACACACCAAGACAGUACAUGGAUAACCAAGACAUGCAGCAGCAAGGACCAAAUGUCUAUGGAAGCAGCCAAGAAGAAAUUGAGCAGAGAGAAUUUUUCGGUAAUCAGCAAAUUUCCCCCGAUCAGCAAAUUCUUUUCAAUGGCGCUCAAUCUCAGAAAAGCCAAGAGAAAGUUUUCCAACAGCAGCCAAGUGGAGAGCAACAGCAUUUCUACAGCAGCGGCAUGCAAGUUGGCAAUCACGGAGGUAUUCAAUCUGAAUCGCAUUUGAAGUCUCAAGUCUACGCCGACAAACAGUCAUUUUCGGUACAGACCCAAGGAUUGUCAGCAUUCGACACUAGAAAACAACCCCUCAUGCUGCCUGGUAGAUCUUUGCAUUCUUCUUCUAUGAUUGUCUCAGGAUUAAAUCAUCUUCCAUUGUUGCCAGCUUUGGUGUACAAUUCCAGUCCUGUGCCCUCCUCACACGCUGUUGCCAUCGCCAAAGGAGCCGCCGUUCGCCAACACAUGCAAACUCCUUACGUUCGAUAUGUUUACAGUCAUCUUUUGUGAGAUGACGUCAUGAACUUUUUGUGGUUUAGGGUUAAUUUGAAAUUUUAUUUUGGUAUAUACAGGUGCAAGUCUUAGGAAUAAUAAAUGAAAUGCUUUUAAAUA
Messenger RNA from Parasteatoda tepidariorum (common house spider), 1323 nucleotides. RefSeq lists its product as uncharacterized. The record is from RefSeq and is a predicted model, not a curated record. NCBI's taxonomy places the organism in Eukaryota, Metazoa, Arthropoda, Arachnida, Araneae, Theridiidae.